AUGGGGUGUGCGCCUUCCCACAAUGACAUUGUCCAUAGCGUUGCUAAGAGUGGCAUCCAGUUUUUUAAAAAGCCCAAAGCAAUUUUGCCAGGACGUCAAGGGGGCAGUGAAAGAUGCUCUGUCCCUCUGCUGGUUCCAGGCUCCACCUGCUAUGACUCUGGGGGAGAGCAACCGGGGGCCAGGUGGACCCAAAGCCCAGCUGAAGGUCUCUAUCAGCUCACAAGAGAUCCUACUGCAGGCAAAGGGGAAGCUAUGGAAGGACCGCCCCCAGAAACCCAAACCUCCCGAUCCCAGCCGGACAAAUCACAAAGCCACAUGGCCAAGGACCUUCCAUCCAAGACACAGGGCUCCCACGCGUCACAAGGUGCAGCCUCUUCUGGGGAAGAGAGUGAAGAAAGGAAUACCCAGCCAAGGAAGCUGAGAUGCCUCACGUGUGGCCAACAGGGCCAUUGCUGCCAAACCACCCUUCCUGCUCAUGAGCCUGACAGUAAAGUGGAUUUCCCUGAGCCCCUGGUGAAGGCCCACCAGCACGCCUACACCUACCUCCACUCCUGCCUCUCCAAAUACGAAGCCAUUCUGCGCAUCACCCAUCAGGCCACCCAGACCCAAGCGCUGCUGCGGCCCAUGGUCACCUUCCUGCUGCUAUGCUUCGAUGAGAUCAACCGGCUUUUGGGCGAGAUCUCCAAGGAUGGAGAAAUGCUCCUCCGGGAAGUUCGGGAGGAUCUGGCUUGGCCGUCGAGGAGCGGAGACCCCCGGGCGCAGCCAGGUCUCCUGCCACAGCUUCUGCAGCACACAGUCAGCAAGCUGCUGGUGCUCAGGGGCUCGGUGGCCUCCGUCACCGGCAGCUUCCUGGAGGGCUCCCGCGGUUACCACCAGGCCACCGCGAGCCACUUGGGAAAUAAGCUGAGUGCACAUAGGGGUGUGGACGAAUGCCUCCUGAGGGCUCUGGGGCAACUGGAGAGCUUGGCAAGCGGCCACGGGGACCCUGAGAUGCAGGGUGUGCCCUUGUGCUCUGAGGACAGUGGCAUCGGGGCGGACAACGAGUCUGUGCAGCUGGCAGACAAGCUGGGCAAACAAGGCAGCUGGGACUCGGCAGCAGAGCCCGCAGAAUGGAAGCUGGUGCUUUCGUCCACCGUGGAAGCCGGGCUGUCGGGACAGAGCUGGCAGCAAAAUCCUUUCCGGACGGGUUCAGACGGACCCCAGGACUGCUCCCUCUCUAGGCCUCUGACAGCAAAGGUUCAGCUGGUGGCACAGGGUGAAGCAGGUGACCCAUGUCCCUCGAGCACAGGCCCGGAAACUACAACCACCAGGCCUCUGGGGAUGGGCAGAAGCACUCCGGGUGAUUCCCUUGGGGUUGGGAUCUCCAUGGAAGCACGUUUUUCUAAAGGCUCCGGGGUGAUGGACACUCCCUCCCUCAGUGAAGGGGAGGACAAUAGCCGAGAGGAGGAGGAAGACCAGGUGAGCGGCAUGAGUCCGUGUCCAUGGCAGGAAAACUCUUCCCCUCCAAGGCCACGCUCUUCACCUGGUGGCCCAGUAGGCCCAUUUCAGCCACACCCCAGGAGGCUCAGGAGCCCCCAAGCCCAGGAAAUGAUUCUGAAGAUGAAGGAAGCAAUCAGCGAAAGGAUCAAGUUUGUCCCUGUGCCUUCUGGGCCCCAGGACUGGGCCGACGAGGAGGAGAGGAGGACAGCGGUCUCCCCGAGACCCAGCACUGCCUGUGGCAGCAGCAGGACCCCUGUGAGGCAGAGGAGGGCCCAGUCAGAGGGGUGUCUGGAGAGCCAAGUGGAGGACCCCACCCUGCAGGAGCUGCGGAGGGUCCAGAGGGACCUGAGCCAGAGGCUGGAGGCAUUUUACACCUUGGGUGCGCGACAGCAGUGGCAGAGCCCCGAGCAGGCUCCGUGGCCCCGAGCAGCGGCUCUGAGGCCCGACACCUGCAGGGGCACCCCGAGCAACACCAUCAGCAAGCUGAAGGCCUCCCUCACCAAGAACUUCGUCAUUUUACCAAGUCAGGACAAAAGCAUCUUGCAGAAAUGCAGUCCCCGCCCUGAGAGUGAGCAGGCCCGGCAGGGCGGGGCUGAGGGGCUGCCAAUCGCCAUCCCAUCGGGUGAGAAGGCCAGUGAGGCUCCUGGGGCUGAGGACUGGAAUGUCAGGGGCUGUUCCACCAGAACAUCGGUCAAGAAACUCAUUGAAACUUUCAGUCCCACCGAGAGUUUGAGGACACUGGGGGAUUCCAAGGAUGCUGGGCCGAGCCCCUGCCUCAGGAAGUGGGGGAUCCCCAUCAUACCUCCCAGAUUUCCCAUUUACAGGGGGCUUGCCCCUUUGUAUCCAAAGCCCCGAAUUUUUCCAGCAGCAAGUGGAGAAUCUCUCAAGCUGGGCCCAGGCUGGAGGCCCUUAGCUCCUGUUUUCCCCCCUCUGCUGACACCAGAAGCGUCCAAGAAGGAGGACCUCAAUUUCAACUGUGAAACAGGAGAGGACCCAGAGCAUCUCCCGCCACCGCCUCUGGAAAUCCUGAUGGACAAGUCGUUCGCCUCUCUGGAGCCCCCAGAGAGCAGCACACCAGCCGGGAGCUCUUCCAAAGGGACCCGUGCGCCAGGGCUGGGAGGGGCUGACCCUGCCCAGAGAACGUGGGCCUCCCCAAAGCUAAGAGCCUCCAUGAGCCCCACUGACCUGCUACCCAGCAAGAGCACGACUGCCCCCACCAGGCCCCACAGCACAGGGCCAGGGGGCAGCAAGAGCGGCUGCAGUACCCGAAAGCUCACCUGCGACCUGAGCCACCUGCCAGGAGCCAGCAGAAACCCAGAGGUGGAAGGUAGAGGGGCUCAGAGUCAGGCCCCCGCAGACAGGGCCACCAGCCUGUCCAAGCAUCCCCAGAAGGCCACCCCCUGGCACCACGCCAGCCACAUAUCUGGGCAGAACAGGACCUUGGAACCCAGCGUGGCCAGGCCAACACAAGGGCCACAUUCUCCUGAGGCCUCCAGGCAGAGCCAGGAGAGAAGCCCCCAGCUGGUCAGGAAGGCCUCUUCCACAAGGGGACACUGGACACCCCGAGCAGACAGGAGGCAGCCCUCCUGUCACAGACCUGCCCAGCCAAGUGUUCCCUCUGUGCAUGGCUCCCCCAGCCCGCCUGUCAGCCCUCCGGUAAGCUCCACGGUGCUAAGCUCCGCAACGAUGAAGGAAGGAGCUUCCCCCCCACCACGGCACAAGCCACCCAACACUCCCCCCGUGAGCCCACCCACACAGCACAAGGCCUCCAGCCCCCCUACCCAGCACACAGAAGCGAGUUCCCCUUCGUCUGGCCCCUCUCCCUCCCGCACAGCGUCCCCUGCUCAGGGGCACAAGCAGACAAGAGAUUCUGAGGACAGUCGGGCAGCCACAGCCAAAGCACCUGGGAACACACGUUCCGUGUUCUGCCCAGCCACCUCCUCUCUGUUUGAAGCUGCCCUCAGAGUCAGGCCACCUUCAACAGCCCACCCACACACCCCACCAUGGCUGCCCCCUGAAGCUGGCGGCCCUUGGGGGACCCUCGCAGGAGGCUGGAGGAGCUCAGGGCCACGGCCGAGGGCGGGCUCACAGCGGGGCACGGCUCUGUGUGCCCUCAACCCUCAGCCCUUCAUCAGAAGGACGGCUUCCGACCGCCGGCCAAGUGUCCACCUUGGGCUGCCUGUCCCCGGUGCCACCAGCGAGGCCUGUGAACCCGCACUCAGCAGGAGCAGCAGCAGUGAGGAGAGCCCCAAGAAGGACACAGAGCCAUGGCACAGCCCCUGUGCCCCAGAACUGCGCAGUGGAGGCAAGGGCGCACCUCCCCCAGAGCUCUGCGUGUUGGGCCACGGGCUGCAACGGGAGGCCAGGGCCAGCCGCGCCCAGGACAAGCCUCAGCAGAAGGAAGCAGCCUGACAGGCGAACGAAUAGGUUUACGCAGAUGCCAGUCACCCCAGAAGGCGAUGGGUGACAGCCAAGCAUCAGACUGUCCCAUAGAGGGGGGGCCAACCAAACUCCUACUCCUAGAGAGAUCUGGAAGGUGCACUGCCCAGAGAGUCUGCUAAAUUCUAAACCUUCGCCAUUUUCAGCCCCAGAUUCUGGUUUGUCUUGGGGUCCAAAGGUUAACUAUAACUUUGGACCCCACGGUGACACUCUUUAAUCCUUCAAAUACUGGCCUUAAUUUAGGGGAAAAAUGCAUUUGUCGAAUGCUUGGUGGGCUGGGGGCUUCAGCUGGGUUAGUUUCAUGAAGUCAUUUAAUCCACACAACAAAGAAUGAAGCAGAGAGCAUCCUCCUGGUUCUGCAGAUAAGAAAACCUAAGAGCCGGUUUCGCAGAUAAGAAAACCAAAGCGCCCCUUCCCCCCAAGCCCGAAAGUGUCUUGCCUGAGGUCACACAGCUAGGAAGAGGACAGAGCAAACAUUAGAACAGGUGUGCCUGGCAGCAGAGUCCCUUGUGUUUCGUUCCGUUUCAUUGCCCACGACUGUCCCAUCUCCAUCUGCCUAAAGCAAACAGAGUUGUACAAAUGGUUGGAAAGCGUUGGGGUUUUUCUAAGGUUACGUAGUGGCACCGCAUUCAAGGCCCCAUCGAGAGCUUUGUUCAGAAGUUGGCUGCUCCAGAGACAGAAGACUGGAAUUUAGACCCACACCCUCC
This is a messenger RNA of Ailuropoda melanoleuca (giant panda), 4625 nucleotides long. RefSeq names its product photoreceptor cilium actin regulator (gene PCARE). The transcript has 2 exons. The record is from RefSeq and is a predicted model, not a curated record. Lineage: Eukaryota; Metazoa; Chordata; Mammalia; Carnivora; Ursidae. Gene Ontology annotation, biological process: protein localization to photoreceptor outer segment; photoreceptor cell outer segment organization. Bases 1 to 3891 code for a protein of 1296 amino acids. Gene Ontology annotation, cellular component: photoreceptor inner segment; photoreceptor outer segment.